Molecule: messenger RNA, 1733 nt
Organism: Solanum dulcamara
Lineage: Eukaryota; Viridiplantae; Streptophyta; Magnoliopsida; Solanales; Solanaceae
Product: BAG family molecular chaperone regulator 1-like
Exons: 5
Coding region: 437-1417 (326 amino acids)
Biological process (GO): protein stabilization
Cellular component (GO): cytoplasm
Molecular function (GO): adenyl-nucleotide exchange factor activity; protein-folding chaperone binding
Source: RefSeq, a predicted model, not a curated record
UAAAAAAAAAAAAAAAAAAAUCUCCCGCAGAGUUCUCUACUCUUUUCUUCUGUUUCUCUGUCCACUCAUAUAUAUCUCUCCUCCUAAUAACAAAACCCAACAGCCAGCAGAUUAGUUACUACUUUUUUGAAUUUCAUCUUUUGUAACGUUGAAAUCAGUAAUCAGAUAAAUCUGUGGACUUUGUGAUUGGCUAAGUGUCUCGUCAAUUUGGGCAAAAUUUGUCACUACUUUUUUAUCUUUACAUUUCUAGCGCUGUCAUAAGAUCUGCAAUUUCUCCUCAAUUUCAACUUUCUCUCUACGCAUUUUCUCUGCCGCCGACACUUCUCCGAGUUCCAUAUUCUUCGAUCGUUCAGAAUGCUUUUGAUCUGUUUCUUCAGAAUUGAAACUUAGCAAUUCAAAUCUAUCUACGUAUUUGCUUUAGCUUACAACUCAAAAAAUGAUGGGAACGAAGACCAAAAUGAAUUGUAGUUCCGUUGGUAGCGAGAAUGAGUGGGAGCUGAGGCCAAGUGGAAUGCUGGUCCAGAAACGCAACCUGGAUUCUGAAAACUGUCCUCCUCCACCUACUAUUCGGGUUCGGGUCAAGUACCGCUCCGUUUACCACGAGAUCAAUAUCAGUUCUCAAGCAACUUUUGGAGAAUUGAAGAAGAUGUUGAGCGGUCCAACGGGGUUGCAUCACCAAGAUCAGAAGUUACUGUAUAAAGAGAAAGAAAGAGAAAAUAAAACAUUUCUUGAUAUAGCUGGAGUAAAGGACAAGUCCAAAAUUGUUCUAAUUGAAGACCCAAUUAGCCAAGAAAAACGGUACCUCGAGAUGAGGAAGACUGCUAAAGUGGAGAAGGCCGCUAAAACUAUUUCAUACAUCACUUUGGAAGUCGACAGGCUGUCUAGACAGGUUUCUGCGCUGGAAUCUGUAAUUUCUAAAGGUGGGAAAGUUGUAGAAAAGGAUGUGAUUAAUUUGACAGAGUUGUUAAUGAAUCAGCUCCUUCAAUUGGAUGGUAUUAUUGCUGAAGGUGAUAUAAAACUUCAGAGAAAAAAUCAGGUGAGAAAAGUGCAAAAGUGUGUUGAAACACUAGAUAUGUUGAAGAUGAAAAAUUCAAUGCCAACAAACAAUGGAAAUCACAAUCCAAAAGAGGGAUCUCCCCCAGCUCAUCAGCGUCAAGAUUAUAGGUAUUCGAAUGAGCAGGCACCAUCACCAGUUCAACAACAUCAAGACAGGCAUUCGUUUGGGAAUUCCCCGGUACAAAGCAAACAUCAGGAGCAAUCGAGGCACUCGACCUCAGGGUCUGUUGUCAUAACAACCCAAUGGGAAACAUUUGAUUCCACUCCAGCGCCAUUGCUGGAUCAUUUCUCAUCACCUACAACCACAUCAAGCACCCAUGCUGCAGCUGCCCAAUCACGACUCAGUUGGGAUUUGCUUUAAGUUAUAGACAAAAAGUGUUUCUGCUAGUUUGAGGGAUCGGCUGGUGUGAAUUUCUCCUUUCCCUUGUUGUUUUGGCACCUAUUCUCCAUUCUUUUCUGUAUCUAUGUUUCAUUUUAAAUCCCCUUUUAAUAAUCUCCAACUUGAGCAAUAACUGGGGGUUACCGCAUAAUAGUUACUGGAGUAUUAGGUUGUAUUUCCUCGUCGUUGGUCAUCAAUUUUCUAUGUAAUGUUUUUGGUGUUGAUAUGUAUGAUUAUACUAUUAUGUAUCUCGGAUUGUGGUCGAUAGAUAUAGUAUGUUCCUUAAAUAUGCAGAUUA